ACGACCGGUGGUCGGAGGUGGGGUAUCAGAGGAGCCCCAGGCGCCCGCAGCAGGUCAACCGAGGCGUCGGAGGUCGUCAGGGGGUGCGCGUCGACCGCGACAGUGUCGUCGUUCGAGGGACGUUGUUUGCGACAGUCGGGUAGCAUGGCGAAAGAGAGUGAGGCAGCAUCCAGCACGGGUCUGCUGGGAAGACUUCUGGGAGCGCUCAACCCGUGGCGAUCAGCCGAGCAGGAGGACGUGACUUUUCCACAGCCUCUGGUGGAGCCUGAAGCCCCGGCGGAAUCCUUACCGGCUGUAAAGGAGUCCGUACCGGCCGAAGAGGAGUCCACACCGGCUGCGGAAAAGUCCACACCGGCUGAGCCCGCACCGGCUGCAGUGGAGUCCACGCCUGUCCCGACAGAGUCCCAGCCGUGUCCGGAAUCCGGCGCCGCUGACAGCUCUGAGUCUGACUCACAAGCCGACAACCCGUUCUCAAUUUUCGGUCUACCGUCGACCCAGUCCAACAAACAGGAGACCCCCGACCGAGCUGAGGAGCAGCGCCCGGCUAAAGGAAGGGGAAAGGGGAAGAAAGUUCGCCAGGCCCGCGGAAAGGGCGACCCUGCCGAGCCCCGGCGAUCGGCCAAAAAGCCGCCGAUGAGAACGGCCCGUGACGUCAUCAACCGAAUCCAGUGGGACCGUAAUCUGCCCGAGGAUUACUUCGAUAUUGGUUAUCUGGACAGGUUCCUCGGAGUGGUGGAGAAGCCGUUCGCAUCGUUCACCUGGGGCGAUCUGCCGUGGCAGGAGUACGACGUCCUGGCCAUCCCUCAGCACCGCAUCCAGUACUUCACCUACCGGGGUGUGCGAGUCUGGGACAAGGCCAGUCGGCUAGACGCCGUGUUCGGUAGCGCAGGCACCACUGAGGACAUUGAGGUGGCGAUGACCCGCAUUGACGCGCAGGUGGAAGAGGAGCGAGAGCGGCGCGCCGCGGAGGCCCGUUUGGCCCCCGCUGACGGGGCGUGGUUCAGUGACAGUGAUGACGAGGAUGACGUGCAGGUGGACCUGCAGCCGGCCGUGACGCCCGCGCCCGCCGCCGGGGUGCCUGAGGAGGAGCGCUCCACCCACUUCCUGGCGGUGCGGGUCAACAGCGAGGAGGUGCGCGCGGCAGCUGAGCGAGUCCAGGCGUCCGUAGUGCGCCACGACCCGUCGCUGGGCGCGUGCGCCAUGCGGCCCGCGUUGAUGCACGUCACCAUCUGCAUGUUGCGCGUGCAGGACGCCGAGGCGGUAGCCGCCGCCGGUCGCUGCGUCACCGACACCAUCGACGAGCUGCGCGAGACACUGCGCGACGACGACUGCAUGCUACGCAUGCGCGGCCUGCGCACGUUUGGCGCGCGCGUGCUCUACGCGUCGGUAGCGCCGUGCAUCUCGUUCUGCGCCGCCGUGGAGGUCCUCCGUGAGCGGCUCUCCGCCGUGCCGGGAGUGCGCGUCACCAACGCGUUCGACUACGUGCCGCACAUGACGCUGGUCAAGGUGUCGCGGCCGGUGGCACGCGCCCGACGCUCGCGCUUCAUCGACGCCGCCGGGUAUGCGUCGAUGGAGAACGAGACGCUGGGAGAGCAGCGGUUUGACAAUGUGAACCUGUGCGCCAUAGACGCUGACUGCGGCCUGGGCGGCUUCUACCUGACAGAGGCUUCAAUCUUCUUCUAGACAGACCUGACCCUCACCUAGAUUUUAGUAACCUGAGCGGUCAAUUAAGUAGCGGUCCACUGUCAAAAAGAUACGGCUCCCAUGGUUACAAUGCACAUGACAUUCAUGUACGGUAUUUUGCGCUAGUUGUCUGACAAGAGUAAACAGCACUUUGGAGAUGAAUACCAGAAAAAGACUAGUAGAUUUAAUAGCACUUUACGACGGCAGCAGACACAUUUAACGCACUGUGACGCAUCGACUUUGUCAUAUCCGUCCAAUGGCAGGAUGGCAAGGGACAUCGCGAACAUGUGUCAUGUAAUCUAGUCAAUGUCAGCUUGCCGAUCAUUCAAUCAGUGAAUGACACGUGAUAUGAAUGAGCCUAAUACAAUUUACGCAGCUCGUAAA
Amphibalanus amphitrite is the source of this 2067-nucleotide messenger RNA. RefSeq lists its product as uncharacterized. The record is from RefSeq and is a predicted model, not a curated record. NCBI's taxonomy places the organism in Eukaryota, Metazoa, Arthropoda, Thecostraca, Balanomorpha, Balanidae. The coding region runs from base 145 to 1683 and encodes 512 amino acids. The transcript has 2 exons.